This is a messenger RNA of Varanus komodoensis (Komodo dragon), 779 nucleotides long. It is a transcript of the gene DCAKD, whose product is annotated as dephospho-CoA kinase domain containing. Gene Ontology annotation, biological process: coenzyme A biosynthetic process. NCBI's taxonomy places the organism in Eukaryota, Metazoa, Chordata, Lepidosauria, Squamata, Varanidae. Gene Ontology annotation, molecular function: dephospho-CoA kinase activity; ATP binding. The record is from RefSeq and is a predicted model, not a curated record.
GUUUUCCAGGGCAGGAUGUUUCUAGUGGGACUGACAGGUGGCAUCGCAUCCGGAAAAAGCACAGCAGUAGCCAUGCUGAGGGAACUGGGCUGUGCCAUUAUUGAUGCUGAUGUUCUAGCCAGGCAAGUGGUCCAGCCUGGCUUCCUGGCAUACCAACGUAUUGUGCAGUCCUUUGGUCCUGAAAUACUGUUGGAGAAUGGUGAGAUCAACCGUGAAGCUCUAAGAAACAUAAUUUUCUCACAGCCAGAAAAACGUCAGCUGCUGAAUUCCAUCACUCACCCUGAGAUCCAGAAGGAGAUGCUUAAACAGAUCUUGAAAUACUUUGUGUUGGGCUACCAGUAUGUGAUCCUGGAUAUGCCCCUCCUCUUUGAGACCAACACCCUGACUAGGUUCAUGAGAUACACAGUUUUCGUGUACUGUGACGCACAAACCCACAAAAAACGUCUGAUGAGCAGGGAUGGGCUGACUCCGACAGAGGCACAAGCAUGCCUUGCUGCCCAGCUGCCCCUCUCCCAGAAAGUCGAGCUGGCCGACCACGUCAUCGACAGCUCGGGAGACACGGAAGCCAUGAGAAGGCAGGUCCUGAAGCUGCAUGCUGCACCGGAGGACUCCUUGGACUUCGUUCUGGUGCGCCUGUUGGCAGCUGCAGCAAUGGCUGGGAUCAGCGGCCUUCUGUAUUUCCUCCUGUGGAAACUCAUGUCUUAACUUGCCUUUCUGUCUUGAUACUAUUGGACCAAAUGCUCUGUGUUGGAAGAUGAAAUAGAAAUCCAGACACUUCA